AUGAACUUUGAGACUGGCCAAGACAAGACUUCGAAUGCGCCAAUUCCCAAGGAUAAACUGUCAGAAUUGAUUAAAUCGACCUACGACAAUUUGGAAAGAAGUGGUAAUGCUUCUGUGGAUCAAUUGCUUAAAAGUCUACUAGAGCAAUUGAACUCACAUUCGUCGCUUUACAAAUACAUCGUUUCCAUUUCCACGUUAGAAACAGGGUCUGAAACUAUUGAUAGUGAGAAUUGUACAAUGUCAAAUGCAAUUGGUGCAUCUUGGAAUUCAAGAAAGGAUGGACUGUUUAACUAUGAUUUGCCCGACAAUGAACACAGGGGUGUUAAGCAUCUAGUGACCGUGAUAUGGGUGGCUAAAUGA
This is a messenger RNA of Zygosaccharomyces rouxii, 360 nucleotides long. RefSeq names its product Tda2p (gene TDA2). Lineage: Eukaryota; Fungi; Ascomycota; Saccharomycetes; Saccharomycetales; Saccharomycetaceae. The coding region runs from base 1 to 360 and encodes 119 amino acids. The transcript has a single exon. The record is from RefSeq and is a predicted model, not a curated record.